Molecule: messenger RNA, 1206 nt
Organism: Pseudomassariella vexata
Lineage: Eukaryota; Fungi; Ascomycota; Sordariomycetes; Amphisphaeriales; Pseudomassariaceae
Product: arginine-tRNA-protein transferase
Exons: 2
Coding region: 1-1206 (401 amino acids)
Biological process (GO): protein arginylation
Cellular component (GO): cytoplasm
Molecular function (GO): arginyl-tRNA--protein transferase activity
Source: RefSeq, a predicted model, not a curated record
AUGAGCCCGGCUUACUAUCAGUCCAUGCUUAGUCGAUCUUGGAGACGUUCAGGCAGUCUCCUGUACCGGCCGAACCAACGAGACUCUUGCUGUCCCCAUUAUACCCUUCGGUUAGACUCGAGUGAAUUCCGUGCCACCAAGGACCAGCGGCAAGCCAUCAACCGUUUCAACAAGCAUGUAACAGGCGACACGUACGCAAAGGAGGCGGCACGACGGUACCCGCGGUCACGCGAGGAAAGCAACAAGCGGGAUGUCGAAUUCGACCUGGUCGAAAGGAUCCAUGAGGCCGAGACCCAAUCACUUAAACAGCCGCCUAAGCCAUCCCACGCCUUUAGUGUCACACUAGAGUCCGAUGAGUUCACCGAGGAGAAGUAUGCCGUUUUCGAGAACUACCAGCGCGUCGUCCACGAAGAGGCUCCGUCGUCGAUAUCCAGAGAUGGGUUUAGGCGAUUCCUCUGUUCCUCGCCUCUGAGACGCGAGACCUUGACAGUGGCUGAUGGAAGUGAGCGCCAGCUAGGUUCCUUCCAUCAUUGCUACCGACUAGACGGAAAGCUGUUCGCCAUCGGCGUUUUGGACCUGCUUCCGGACUGUGUCAGUGCUGUCUACUUCCUGUAUGAUGAGUCGGUGCAUCAAUUCAGUCCGGGCAAACUGGGUGCGCUCAGAGAAAUCGCGCUAGCAAAGGAGAAGGGAUACCGUUGGUGGUACUCUGGCUUCUACAUUCACACGUGCCCGAAGAUGAGGUAUAAGAUCGACUACUCGCCCCAGUAUAUACUCAACCCAGACACGCUGGUGUGGGAAAGGCUUGACAAGGACGCCUUGGCGCUCUUCGACAGCAAGGGGUACCUUCACGUCGAGAAGCUUCGGCAACAGGAUGAAAAGGCGGUGCCUCCGAAUGUAGAGUCGACACACGCCGAGGGCGAGUUGAGUGAACCUUCCGAUGCGGAAGGUGAAGACAGCGACGAAGACCAGUCCCUCUUCUACUGCAACAUGCCGGGCAUCCCGUCGCUCGAGGCCAUGGCCUCAGUUGAUCUGGACCAAAUCCUAGUUCGUCUCAGUCGCGGGUUCUGUGCGGCGGGUGUUUUGUUCGAUUGGGACGAUGAGCGGAUGGACGACCCGGCAUCGGCGAAAGGCAUGGUUUCAGAAAUAGUUGCUGCAGUGGGCCCUGAACUGAUGCCGCAGGCUUGUCUUGACUUCCGAAAAUCCUGA